Manis pentadactyla (Chinese pangolin) is the source of this 951-nucleotide messenger RNA. RefSeq names its product olfactory receptor 52A5-like. Bases 1 to 951 code for a protein of 316 amino acids. Gene Ontology annotation, molecular function: G protein-coupled receptor activity; olfactory receptor activity. Gene Ontology annotation, cellular component: membrane. The transcript has a single exon. Gene Ontology annotation, biological process: G protein-coupled receptor signaling pathway. Lineage: Eukaryota; Metazoa; Chordata; Mammalia; Pholidota; Manidae. The record is from RefSeq and is a predicted model, not a curated record.
AUGCCUACUCCAAAUAGCACUGUGCUCACCCCCUCUGUGCUGACCUUUAUCGGCAUCCCUGGCCUGGAAACUGUACAGUGCUGGGUCGGGAUUCCAUUCUGUGCUAUGUACAUCAUUGCUUUGAUGGGAAAUUCUCUCCUUCUGGUCAUCAUCAAAUCAGAACCGAGUCUCCACCAGCCUAUGUACAUCUUCCUGGCCAUGCUGGGGGCCACAGACAUCGCACUCAGCACAAGCAUUGUCCCCAAGAUGCUCGGGAUUUUUUGGUUUCACCUGCCAGAGAUCUACUUUGAUGCUUGCCUCUUUCAGAUGUGGCUCAUUCACACGUUUCAGGGCAUUGAAUCAGGAGUGCUGCUGGCCAUGGCUCUGGACCGCUACAUAGCCAUCUGUUAUCCUCUGAGGCAUGUUGCCAUCUUCACUCCGCAGCUGGUCACCCAUAUUGGAGUUGGGGUGACACUGCGGCCUGCCAUUCUGGUAAUCCCAUGCCUGCUCCUCAUAAAGUGCCGUCUGAAACUUUACCGGACCACGUUAAUAUCCCACACUUACUGUGAACACAUGGCCCUUGUAAAACUUGCCACUGAAGACGUUUACAUCAAUAAGUUCUAUGGUCUCCUUGGUGCUUUUACCGUUGGUGGCCUUGACUUCAUUUUGAUCACCCUCUCCUAUAUGCAGAUAUUUAUCACUGUCUUCCACCUGCCCCAGAAAGAGGCACGUUUUAAAGCAUUCAAUACCUGUAUUCCCCACAUAUGUGUCUUCUUCCAGUUCUAUCUCCUUGCUUUUUUCUCCUUUUUUUCUCACAGAUCAGGAUCUUAUAUCCCGUCGUAUAUACAUAUUACCUUGUCCAACCUUUACUUACUGGUUCCACCUUUCCUCAACCCUUUUGUUUAUGGGGUGAAGACCAAACACAUCCGAGAAAUGGUAGUAGAAAUGUUUUGUUCCAAAGACCUGGUGUGA